Molecule: messenger RNA, 1480 nt
Organism: Girardinichthys multiradiatus
Lineage: Eukaryota; Metazoa; Chordata; Actinopteri; Cyprinodontiformes; Goodeidae
Product: phenylethanolamine N-methyltransferase
Exons: 3
Coding region: 11-832 (273 amino acids)
Cellular component (GO): cytosol
Molecular function (GO): phenylethanolamine N-methyltransferase activity
Source: RefSeq, a predicted model, not a curated record
GAAAGAAGUGAUGGAAGAAAAGGCAAAAGAGAAUGGCAUUGCAGCUAUGGCAGCCUAUUACCAGAAAUUUGAUCCUGCAGCAUAUCUGCAAUACAACUACACUCCACCACGGGCAGAUUUUGCCAGAAAAGACAGCAUAGUGCCUUGGAAACUAGCUUGUCUACACAGAGCUUUCACUGAAGGGGAUGUGAGCGGUGAACUCCUUGUGGACAUCGGCUCAGGCCCCACUUUGUAUCAGGUGAUGAGUGGCUGUGAAGUUUUUAAUAAACUGAUCCUGACAGACUUCUUGGAGGUCAACCGACAGGAGCUGAGGUGCUGGCUCCAGAAUGAGGGAGCAUGCAGCCUGGACUGGACUCCUUACUUAGAGCAUGUCUGCAAGCUGGAGGGAAAACGACCCUCAGCAUGGAAAGAGAAAGCUGGUCGGCUGCGUCACGUCAUCUCAGACAUCCUCCCCGUUGAUGUGCAUUGCUCUCAGCCUCUUGCCCCUGAAACCCUUCCUUUAGCUGGGGCUGACUGCCUGGUGUCCUGCUUCUGCCUGGAGAGCGUUAGCCCUGACCUCCCUGCCUUCACCAGGGCGCUGGGUCAUAUUGGGAAGCUGCUACGUCCUGGAGGCCACCUUUUGCUGAUCGGAGCCCUGGGAGAGAGUUAUUAUUUCGGUGGUCCUGGAGUAAGGAUCCCUGUGGUCCCCCUGAAUGAGGCCCAGGUCUGUGAUAGUUUGAAGGAAAGCGGUUAUACCCUGAUCAGACUUGAAGUGUACACUCUGCCUCAGGAUAUGCAGGUUGGAGUCGAUGAUGUGACUGGGGUGUUUUUUGCAAAGGCAAAGAAAGAAUAAUUAAGGUAAUUGGAAUGGGUGCUAAAAUAUGUAGCAACAGUGUUAAAACAGUAGUUACUAGCCAGAAAUAGGCAAUGUAGGCAAAUAUAGUUAAAUAUAGCCCAGUAAAUAUAGUUACUAGCCUUUGCAGUCAAAUUGAUUCAAACACAUUUUUUUGCAUGAUCUUAAAUUAUUGUCACAAUUUUACAACUGGGUCUAAAGAAAGAAAAACCCUCAAAGUCAAUGUAAACAUUUCUUUCUUUAUUUUCCUUUUCUGAAGUAGGAGAGCAGGAUAAUCCAUGUAACUUUUAAAGGACUUUAUAAGCUAAAUGCUUUAUGUUACAUCAGUUUUUAACUGAGGAACACAGUUAAAGACUGAUCCCUGCUGGUGAUGUGCGGCUACUACAGCUUUAUGAUUGUGAACGUUAACACAGGAAGCUCUCAUAUUUUGUGACAUUUUCUGUCAUAUGUUAAUACUCUGUGAGCUGGAGUUGGAUCUAUCUAUUCUGCAUUUUAUCCUUGUAAAAAUACAAAUAAAAGCAGUGUCCGUUUCAUCCUCUUUAAUUACAUUAAUAUGUUGCUUAUAUUUUUAUCAAUAUAUCCAAAUAACAUCAGUGUGAAAAUACUGAGAAAAUCAAAUUUAGUGCAAAAAUAAAAAAGUUUGUAUUA